GCUAGUUUUCUCUGCUCUACUACCUACUCCAUUCAAACCAAAGAAGCAGAAGAGAAUGGGAACCAAGGUCUCUAAGCAGGUCGAAAGGCGCAAGGCGAUCUCGACUGAGAAGAAAACCCUGUGUGGUCUGCAUGAAACUUGCGGCGAGAACUUUCCAGACUGUUCAUACAAGCCUGCAGACAGGAAAAACUGGAUGGCUGGGAUCAACCCUGAGAAGGUUCACAUAAAUCAGAUUGUCUGGCCAGGUACUCAUGACUCUGCAACCAACAGGAUUGGAGUCCCCUGCGUCACUAGGCCUUUUGCUCAGUGCCAGAACCUCUCCAUCUACAAACAGCUAGUCAAAGGCACCAGAGUUCUUGACAUUCGAGUUCAGGAGGAUCGCCGAGUCUGUCAUGGGAUUCUCACCACUUACAGCGUUGAUGUUGUGAUCAAUGAUGUCAAGAAGUUUUUAUCUGAAACGGAGAAGGAGAUCAUCAUCCUUGAAAUCCGAACUGAGUUUGGACAUGAUGACCCUCCUAACUUUGACAAGUACUUGGUGGAGCAAUUUGGGGAGCUUUUGAUCCACCAGGAUGACAAUGUGUUCAACAAGACUAUUUCGGAGCUGCUGCCGAAGAGGAUCAUAUGUGUUUGGAAGCCUAGGAAGUCUCCUCAGGCUAAGGCAGGGAGUCCAUUGUGGAACUCUGGGCACUUGAAGGAUAAUUGGAUCGACACGGAUUUGCCAUCCACGAAAUUCGAGAGCAAUCUGAAGAAUUUGAGUGAGCAGCCACCGGUUACAUCAAGGAAGUACUUUUAUAGGGUGGAGAACACUGUGACACCUCAGGCUGAUAACCCUAUCUUGUGUGUGAAGCCUGUGACAGGGAGAAUACAUGGAUAUGCAAGGCUGUUUAUAACUCAGUGCUUCUCUAGAGGUUGUGCAGAUAGGUUGCAGAUCUUCUCUACAGAUUUUAUUGAUGAUGAUUUCGUUGAUGCCUGCGUUGCGGUUACAUAUUCAAGAAUUGAAGGGAAGGCAUGAUUUUUUGUGAUUUUGUUCAUAUGUACAUGUUUAACUCUUAAUUUUUUUUUCUUAAUCUUUCUGUGUUCAUUUCUUCUGUACGUUAUAUCUUAUCGUUUGUCUGCACGUCACUCUCUGUGUUUGUAUUGUAAUUCAUGAGGAUUGGGAUGUGAAUAUUGUUAUUUGGCAUUGUACAUUGCUAUUGAAACAUUAGUCUCUAUGUGACCAAGCCCUUUUCUUCCUGUAUUACGGCAACAAGAAAAAUAAGCAUCGUUGU
Argentina anserina (silverweed cinquefoil) is the source of this 1268-nucleotide messenger RNA. RefSeq lists its product as uncharacterized. Gene Ontology annotation, biological process: lipid metabolic process. The coding region runs from base 56 to 1012 and encodes 318 amino acids. The transcript has a single exon. The record is from RefSeq and is a predicted model, not a curated record. Gene Ontology annotation, molecular function: phosphoric diester hydrolase activity. NCBI's taxonomy places the organism in Eukaryota, Viridiplantae, Streptophyta, Magnoliopsida, Rosales, Rosaceae.